This is a messenger RNA of Racocetra persica, 588 nucleotides long. The record is from the annotation of a GenBank genome assembly. Lineage: Eukaryota; Fungi; Glomeromycota; Glomeromycetes; Diversisporales; Gigasporaceae.
AUGUCUCAACUUUAUCGUACAAAUUCAGGACGAAUUCCUAAUAACCAACAAGAAAUUUUCGAUACUUUGUCUGAAAAUGAAGAAAUUUAUUUUGAAGUUUUUAGAAACUUUAAUUCAAAACGAAAAAGAGAAUUCAAAGAAGAAAUUGAUUCUAUUGAUUACAGAAGACGUGAAAUGAAGGUCUUCCAAACUACAAAGAAAGUUUAUAAGAAGUUGAAGGGUCAUUCAGAUAUUGAUAAGAAUGAUUCUGACUCGCAGUUUUUGUUCUCUGAAUAUUAUCAUGUCUUUGGUAAAUCAAAUUCUUUAAGCCAACAUGAUCGCUCUUGUGUUGGCCGUAUCUUGAAACCGAAGAAAAAAAUUCAGUUGAAGUAUGUUAAAAAGGUUGUUAAAGACGAUCUUGAAGAAGUUGUCCAGGCGAAAAAUGAUAUUAGAUUCGUUGCAGGAAAUGCAGGAAUCACUAGAGCAGCAUUUAAAUAUUGUAAAUGUAAAUAUAUUUUUAUUUUAGAAGUUCUUAAAACAACUGAUGAUGUAAUAGUUCUGUAUAAACCAAAAUUCAAUAAAGCUUUUAAUUUCUUGUUAACAAAUUAA